Molecule: messenger RNA, 5784 nt
Organism: Ruditapes philippinarum (Manila clam)
Lineage: Eukaryota; Metazoa; Mollusca; Bivalvia; Venerida; Veneridae
Exons: 8
Coding region: 1-1227 (408 amino acids)
Cellular component (GO): cytoplasm
Source: RefSeq, a predicted model, not a curated record
AUGACUUCCAGUUUACGUCAAAUCAAGCUGCGCGCGCAGUUGAGCGCGAAAUCUGAUUUCGUAUUGCAGACGGAAAUUUGCAACAUGGCAUCAAUAGAUGGGUUAUUUGAACAAAUUAUACAUUAUGAAAAAACUGCACAGGAACGCAAAAACUUUCUUCAGGAAUUGCGACAGGCAGUAAUUUCUGCGCAGGAAAAUAGAAGGCUAUUAGAGACAAAAUAUGCAGAAUUACAAAAUAAAUUAGCUCAAAAGGUUGGUGAGCUAAGUGACAAAGAGUUGAUGUGUAAAUGGUUGUCCUCCCAGGAAACAAUAUACCAACAACAGUUGUCUGACCUUGAGAAGCAACUACAAGGUCUUGAAGAGGAAAAGAAAUCUGUUAAAAAGAACUUGCAGGAUGAAAAGGAGAAAUUCUGUGCCAAUAUUUCCCAAUUCUAUAUCAAUUUUGGUCCCAGAAGUUCUUGCAGCACAGAGAGAGAAGGAAAAUUUAAUUCCAUGUUUCAAGAUUUGCUGAUGGAAAGAGAAAAAUAUCAAUCAAAUCAAGAGAAAUAUAGUGUUAGAGAGGAAUCUGUUAAAAAACUUUGUACAGAAAAAGAAAACUUGAAGACACAGCUUGAGAAAAUCUUCUUAGAAAAUAACAAGUUGACAUCAAGCCUGUGUGAGGAGCUCCAGAAAUCAACAGAUUUGGAAGAGGAAAAACUAACAGUUACCAAGAUUCCAACCACAGAUCCUGAGUUUAUACGCAUACAAGAGGAACUAGAGUCAGAGAGACAAGUGAGUUCUGACCUUGAACAGCAGUAUAGCCAUGUACAAUCUCAACUACACCAACUUCAUCAGAAACUAUGGCAACAGCAACUUAGACAACAACAACAGGCAAAACAGACAUACACACAAACAGUUAAUUCUCACCUUGUACAAGACCGUAAUAAAACUCAAUCAGGACAGCCUAUCGCUUGGCAACAAAGAAGAAACAUGGAGAAUGAUGGACAAACAAGGCAACAGAAAAGUGAUCCUGUAAAAAAGACAAUGAAAGUCUUGGCUCAGAACUUGGGUAGCACUGCAGGCGGCCAGAUCGAGAAAACAGGACUUGCUGUAUCCAGUUAUAAUGACAAAAACAGUCAACAAAAUUCAGAUACUGGCAGUGGUUUAGAGGAUCAUAGUGAUGUACUGUUUAGUGGUGAUGAAAACCUCAGUGAUGACAUGCAGCUUUCUCAAGAUGAUACCAUGUAAAUCAUUGGUAAAGCAUUGAUAUGAUGAAAAUAAUUUGUAAAACAUUGAUACCUUGUAAAUCUUUGGUAAUAACAUUGAUACCAUGUUAUUAAUUGGUAAAACAUUGAUACCAUAUUAAUCAUUGGUAAAACAUUGAUACCAUGUUAUUAACUGGUAAAACAUUGAUAUCAUGUUAAUCGUUGGUAAAAUAUUGAUACCAUGUAAAUCAUUGGUAAUAACAUUGAUACCAUGUUAAUCAUUGGUAAUAACAUUGAUACCAUGUAAAUCAUUGGUAAAAUAUUGAUACCAUGUAAAUCAUUGGUAAUAACAUUGAUACCAUGUAAAUUAUUGGUAAAACAUUGAUACCUUGUUUAUCAUUGGCAAUAACAUUGAUACUGUGUAAUUCAUUGGUUAAACAUUGAUACCUUGUAAAUCAUUGGCAAUAACAUUGAUACCAUGUAAUUCAUUGGAUAAACAUUGAUGCCUUGUUAAUAAUUGGCAAUAACAUUCAUACUGUGUAAAUCUUUGGUAAAACAUUGAUAUCAUGUAAAUUUAAGAAAUGAUAUCAGUCUAAGGGGUGUUUAUCCGCUAUUUAACACCGGUUUAGAGUUUUGAUGCAUACGAAUUGAAUUGACCAAGAAGGUUGUAGGCCUGAGUGGUUAAAUUUUAGUUUUUUACACAUCAAAACAACAAAACUGGUGUUAAAUAGCCGAUAAACACCGCUCAGACCGAUAUUAUUUUGAUUCUAACAAGAUAAAAUAAGGAAGAUCACUAAUGUUAGUUUUUCAAGCGGAAAAAACUUCCGUUUCCGAUUUUCUUAUAACACUGUUCGAUUUCAUACCCUACUGUUGCUAUUAUAGAAAUUAUUAAACAAAAGAAAUAAUGAGAAAAAAGUUAUUUUAUCAAGUUUUCAUUGGUAAAAACAUUGAUACAAUGUAAAUUAUUGGUAAAACAUCAAUACCAUGUAAAUCAUUGGUAAAACAUUGAUACCAUGUUAAUUAUUGGUUAUAACAUUGAUACAAUGUAAAACAAUAUAACAUUAAAAAGGCAUUAAAGAAACUGACCAAAAAAAAAGAAGAACUUUAUGCAACUUGUUAACAUGGCAUAACUGCAUCAUGUAAUGAUAUCUUAAAUAUGUUAAAAUUACUACUGACUAUGUACCAUGUGAUAUGAAGAUGUAACCUUGUUUAUUUAUCAUUUUUAUGUUACCAUGACAACAACACAAACUAAUUAAGUGGUAUGAAUAAAUGUAUCUAGUGAAGAUGUGAUAUACAAUGAAAACCAGUGAUAUUAUACAAAUAUGUAAUUAUGAUGAACAGAUGAAACCAUGACUGAACACCGUUAUAUGUUAUAUGUAACAAUAUCCAGUCAUAUAUACCAGUAACAUGUCGUCAAAACAAUAUUAACACUGAUAUAUGUAACAAUAACAAGUCACAAUAUACCAGUAACAUGCCAUCACAACAACAUCACCACUGAUAUAUAUACAUGAAUAACAAUAAUCAGUUAUACAUGAAUAUUUUAUAUGUUAAACAAUAACCAGUUAAGUUAUUAGUUAUAAAGAUUCUUGACAGAUUAUAUGACCCUAUACAAAUGGUUGUUUGCAUAUAUAACCCAGUAGGCCAGUUUAAAGAAACUACAGGCAGCAAAUAUUAUAGCUUUAAACACUUUUAACAAUGAAAUGUAUGUCUGAUUAUAUAAAUGCAUAUAACUUGAGAUUAGAUCUUUUUCACAGGAUAAACAUAAAGGUUACGGGAAGAACAAGUACAAAGUACUUCUAAAUUGAAACUUAGACUUUCUGAACCUUUAUAGUAACUGUACUUUUCUUUAACUAAUUGUCCUUGACCAUGAAACUUUUAUAUAAAGUUAUCAUUUUUUUCAAGGACCAUCAAUUUAAUUAGAUUGUAAUAUUUGUUUGUGUAAACAGUUAAUUUUAAGUGCAUUUUCUAAAGCAGUUUAUUAUAAUAUUGUGUAGCUUUUUUGUAUAAUGUUUUAAGUGUUUUGUUUCUCCAUUGUCACUAUUGUAAGUAUAAUAAUGUGCUUUAGGAAGUAAAACUCAUUUGUUACAGUGCUAGUAUAGAUUCCAUGAAAAUUUGUUAGGUUACUAUUACAAAAUAAAAAUUACUUCGUAUUAGGAGCAGUAGUCCAGUGGUAGGACGCGCGCUUAGGGAUCGAGAGGUCCCGGGUUCGAACCCCACCAGAGGCACUGCUAAUUUCCUUGAGCAAGAAAUUUACCUGCGAUUGCUUCACUUCACCCAGGUGUAAAUGGGUACCUGUGAGGGUGGUAUAAUUCCGUUGCGCCAAAGUGUCGGCUGCACUAAGCGGAGUUAAAAGACUCCCCAGGGAGAUUGAUAGAUAGAUACCAGUAGCCCGAUGACCAGGGGUAAUAGCUGUGAAGUCGGUGAACGUGCGUAAGCAUGAAACUUAGACUAUAAAAUGCAAUUACUUACUAACGAACUUACAUCCGUAUUCACAUUGGCUUCCUCAAUACAUGUAUGUAUUAAAUACAUUUCUUAUAACUUAUAAAUAUUCCUUGAAAUAGUUUGAUUUCUUAUAACUUAACAAUUUUUUGAAACAAGUUUCAUUCAAUGUAUAUCAAUUUAGAGGGUAAGGCAUUGUUAUAUUUGCAGAAGUAAAAUCACUUGUAUUUCAGCUAUCCCAUCCCUUUUUACUCAAAUGUUUUUAUAUAAAUUGUGAAUUUAAAUGAAAAGAAGAUACAAUCAAAUACUUCUCAAGGAAGUAUAUCUCAUCCUCAUGCUGUAAUUUGAUGAAUUAUGAAAAACUGAUGUAAAUUUAAGCUAAUUGGAAAAAUACACAAAUACAUUUUUACAUGGUCAAAAAGAUCUUGUUUUGCUUCAAUAUUAAAACAGUUCUUUUCACUGUUACACAAAAGAUUCUGCUAUGAAAUAUGAUAAAUUAUGUGAAAGUGUUUUAUUUUUAAGUAAGCAAAGAAGAACAUUUAAAUUAAAACUCUUUCGUACAACUAACAUUAUUUUGUUUAUUUAGACCACCAUAAUGUUAUUUCUCCAUUAGUUUUCUCAUAUGGUGCAUUUAGUAAGAAAGACAAUUUUACAAUCAGUUAAGUUCUUAUCCUUUAAGACUGAAGUAACCUACUUUUUUAUGUCUACCCUUUUGGGUUGUGGGGGAAAUACCGGACAUAAGACAUUAUAGACCAGUUAAUGUCAUGCGUGACUCCAUAGGAUAAAUGCUAGAGCCAUAUAACUUUUUAAUAAGUUUUUAAAACAACUAGCUGUAUGCAUUAUACUGAAGAUUGGCAGAGUUAUGCUCCCUGAUUUAGCAAAAAGUGGCAUUUUUAAGACUUGUUUUUCUUUUAUAUCUCAAAAGUAUAACUGCUAAAGGCAUGAAACUUUCCAAGAAUAGUUUACACAUAGAGGCUAUUUGUUUGUUUUGCAUGUAAGAUUGAAAUAUAAUUUCACUGAGUGAACAUCAGAUGCAAUAUUUUCACGAGUGGCGUAGCCACGAGUGAAAAUAUAAUAGCUGGUGUUCACGAAUGAAAUAUAUUUCAAUCUUAUAUGUAAAACAAAUAAAUUUUCUUUUCAUUUCAUGCUUUUUAAGUGAUUUUAAGUAUUGUUUACUGAUUUUGCCGCGUAUCGUCGCGCAUUCUCCUUUGUGACGUCAUCACAUCAUGACGUCACAUCAUCAAUUUUGAAAUAUAGUUCUGUUAAAUUUCUCUAAUUUUGUUACAUUUUUAACAUGAUGUAUGGUGACAUCGUCUUUCUUUUCCUAAAGAAGCAAAAUUUACGUAUGAUGGCAUUUAUUUCUGCCUGUUAUUCCAUUUAGUUAUGAUUUUCUUUUCAUCCGCAUUCAGAUAUAGUCCGGCUACAGUGAAAAUUAUAUUUUAUAAAUUUCACUAGUGGUUUAUCAGAAUAUAAUCAUCUGAUAUAUUACAAUAAAACACUGGAAAGCAUGAAAUAAAUUUUGUUAUUUUAAGGCAAAUUUAUUCAAGUUCUGCAAGGUAAUGCCCCUUGAUUAAGGGAAAAAAAUAGUAUUUUUAUACUUGUGUCACACUUAAAGUAUAACUGCUUAAGACAAGAAACUUAAUAAGAAUCUUUGUUAUCAUGUGAGUUUAAGCACCUGUGAAAUAUGUCGCUAAUUUAUUUGAGAUUAGAAGAGUUAUGGCCCCUUGUUACCAAAAGUUAAUAUAUUUGAGCUUAAAUUACAUAUAACUGCCAUUUUUAUUUGCACCAGAAAUUGUAUGAUACAGGGUUUUUGUGAUUAUACAGGGAAUGUGAAAGAAUCCUUUUCCUUGGUUAUCUUUUAAAAUAACUUGAGUCAGUAUGUAGUGAGAUAAAUGGUAUUACUUAAAUUAUCACUUGAAUUUUCAUGGUGUAAGGCUUCAUGUGUAUUUAUUAUUAUUUAUAUUGUUGUAAACAGUUAGAUAUGUUAGUUUGCCUACAUGUUCAUAUUGCACUUUUUCUAUGUUGUUGUAUAAUCAUAUCACCAUGACCACUUUAGUUCUUGCUUGAUUACUCAUUAUUUCAAUUUAACUUAUUUAUUUUAAUAUGAUGUUUGUGUAUAUAUGUUGUCAACUUGUGUAUAUAAACUGUUUAUAUAUUGAAA